Messenger RNA from Drosophila suzukii, 1226 nucleotides. Lineage: Eukaryota; Metazoa; Arthropoda; Insecta; Diptera; Drosophilidae. The record is from RefSeq and is a predicted model, not a curated record.
AUUCAGUCUUUCAUUGGUGCUCACCGGCUGCGCGUGCUAAGCUCUGAAUAGGUCCAGAAUUGUGUUGUUCAGAUAUUCAGUAUUCAAACUCCGGGCAAUCCGCUGCCGCUUUAUAAACAAACAGUUAAACAAACCGCUCGAACGUCGCCGUGUGUGUGUGCUUUUCGCCCUCAUUGUGCUCUCGUGCAAAUGAAAAUUUCAUUGAGCAGAAAGUCGCAGCAGCAGCAGCAGCAGCAGAAAAGUGGAAAAUCCUAAAGCGGCACCAGCCACAGCAAAAAGAAAAUAAUUUUUAAAUCUCAAUCUCGGCAAGUGAAAUUUGAGUCGAGAACCAGACGCAGCAAUUAAGCCAAAUACAGACGAGUCAAGAAGAAUCCAUCGCUGGAAAACUGCCAAAAUUCAAUCAACGAAGCUUGUACCGCUAAAUCGAUCGCCGAAGAUGCAGUGCGGCCUGGAGCAGAUGAACGACUGUGAGCGGUCGCCGAACCGGACGAACCUCCGGGUCAACUUCAACGAGAAGGGCGCGGAGGUCAAGGAGCGGCGAGAGAAGUUCCUCACGGCCAAGUACGGGUCACACCAGAUGAGCCUCAUCCGCAAGCGACUGGCCGUCGAGAUGUGGCUCUACGAUGAGCUCCAGAAGCUGUUCGAUCCCCCAAAUGAGGCCAUCGAUGUGGACAUUGACGAGAUACUAGAUAUGGACACAGAUGACAUAAGAAGAUCUCAUCUUAUAAGAUUACUGUCAGUCUGCAAACGCCCGCAAUCAGACAUAUCGAAGUUCAUUGGCGAUCUGUUGGAUCGUGCAAAAACCCUGUAAAUCGCCAGCCCCUCACUCGAAAAAAUCAUCCAGCAGACCUACACUUAUAAUAUGCAGAUAAACAAUAAAUACCUAGAUCAUUAAGUUUAGCUUGGAACACAAAGAACAAAGAAUUCAGUUUGCAAGUCUUUAACUCUUUUAAUUCGAACACUGUGUUGACUUAUCCCAUGUACUUUAGUUGUUAGUUUGUAUCUUUGCGCCUAUUAAUUUGAAGUUAAACCUAAUUUAAGCUACCCUUGAAAAUGAUUAAACUGAUGAAGAUCAUUAGCCCUAAGCUUAUGGUGUAAUACCGAAAAAACAUAAUACUUCAUCAAUUUUGUGAUGAUAUUUUUUAAAAUAAAACACAAACAUGAUAUGGCCGAAAACCAAAAGCAAAUGUUUGGCUACAUUUGAAUGGAAGACCAUCGUAAAGGAA